AUGCAUAAUGAUCUGAUGUUAUUCUAUUCUUUAUUUUUCUUAUCUAUAAUAAUAAGAAUUAUAUGUGGACAACAAACAAUAAUUUAUGUUAAACGUGGUGAUAUAGCUGAAUUAUGUGACAAUCGUUCAACAUUAAUAUAUGCUUAUGAAUAUCGAAGUUUUGAUGGUAAAAAAAGUUUUAUUGUUGAACCAUCCAAAGAUGAUCGAUAUUCAAAUCCAUAUCGUACAAGUUUACUACGAAUAAAUAAUGCUAAUGAAGAUGAUAGUGGAUUAUAUAAAUGUCCACAAGAUGAUAUUGAAUGGCAAAAACUUCAAGUUUAUAUUCCCAUUCAACAUAUGUAUUUAAAUAAUCUUCAUGCAUCAUCUCGAAUUUAUAAUAAUGAUUUAUGUGGAAUUAAUAAUAAAAAUUGUUUAGUUAUGGUUGAAGGUGAACCAUUAGAUAUUGUUUGUGCUGCUGAUGGUUAUCCACGCCCAGCACUUGAUGUAUUAUUAGAUAAAAAUGGUACAACACCAACAAUAAUGGCAUUAGCAAGUGGCAUACAACCACCAACAUUUAUUGAUAAUCAAUUUAAACCAAGUGUUUAUGAAGCGUAUCGAAUACCUAGUUUAACAUCCUAUGAUAAUGGACGAAAUUUAACAUGUCGUGUUGAUAUGAAACAAAUUGAUAAAAAUCUUAUUUUAUCAAUAACAAAACAACUUUAUAUUGAAUUUCGACCAACUGUGGCUGAAAAACUUAAAAAAAUUUAUUCUGGUAUUAAUCGUACACGUACAAUAAUUAAUUGUACAGUUACACGUGCUAAUCCAACAUAUAUACAAUAUGCAAUCAAUGGUUUGUCAUCAUCUAUUAUUCAUCGAACGUAUGAAGAUCAAAAUAAUUUGCAUUAUACAUUUGAUAUAAUGCCAACAUCACUUGAACAUUUUGGUUCAUUUAAUAUAACAGCUAAUAAUAGUGUUGGUUUUGAUACAUGCACUUAUGAAUUAAUUCAUGGAGGUGUACCGGAUCCCAUAACUCAAUGUACAGUUGAUUCAUCAAAUGUAACUGUAACAAUAAGUUGUCAGAAAAGUUAUGCUCAGGGUGAUAAUGAGAAUUAUGCAUGUGUAUUAUAUAAAUAUAAUUAUAAAAAUAAACAAAGCCUAUUUGAAGAAAUAGCUCGAACAAAAUCUUGCAUAUUUGCAUUAGAAAAUUUUCAUGAACCUGUUGAAUUUCGUGUUACUGCAUUUAAUCGUUAUGGUCUAUUGUCACCGAAUACAUUUGGUUAUAUUAUUCAAUUAAAUCAACCAAAAGGACAAAAGAAAACAUCAUUUUUUAAUAAAAAAAUUCUUGUUAUUAUUGGUUGUAUAUUUGGUGGUGCAACUUUAUUCUUUUUUCUUUGUUGUCUUUGUGGUACAUGUCAUUUUGAUCGAACAAAACUUGAAAAUAGAAAUAAUCUUUAUCAAAAAGAUAAAUAUCCCCGCUCGUCGACCGAGAGCGAAGCAUUAAAAACAAUGAAUGACGAUACAAUUUCACAGUUAGUUCCAAAUGGUGGUGAUAAACAUCAUCAUCAGAAUGGAGCUGUUUAUGAUAUUCCUAUUCAUUUAAAUGGUAAAUAUUCUCAUAAAAUGUCUACUCCAACAUCUGUUUAUCAUCAACAAAAGUCUCAACAAUCAACUAAUCUUCAUUAUAUUGAUCAAGAUUCAAUAACAAGUAGUCUUAAUUCAAUACCUACACGAGCACGUACAUUUAAUAAUAAAUUUUAUGGUAACCCAUUAAUGAAUAAUAAAUAUGGACCAUUAUCACCAUCAAGUAUGAUUGUUCCCGGAAAAAAAGUAAAUUCUAAUAAUGAUGAAAUUAUUGAAAAUGAUGAAGAAGAAGAAGAUGAAUCACCAGUUUAUUCAACAACAACAGAUGUUAUGUCUGAAAGUGGUUCAUUUCUUGUUCCAACAUCAUCAACAAAACGUCGUGCACCACCUCCACCUAAACCACGUUAUUCAACAUUAAGUUCUGUUCGUUUACCACUUGAAAAUUCGGAUAAAGUUCCAUUACCAUUACCUAAACCCCGUUCACGUUCAAAUUCACGUACACGUUUAAAUAAUGGUAGUUCAGAUAACUCAUCAUAUUUAUAUGAAGAACGUCCUGUAUCAUCAUCAGAUUCUGGUAUAGGUCCAUCAGAUGUUGUUUGUUUACCUAAUGGUGAUACAAUACGUUCAGGUCUUGUUAAAUCAAGACAAAAUAGUCUACAAAAACAUUAUGCUCAUCCACCAUUUUUUCAGCAACAAACAAAAUGUGAAACAUUAACAUCGCCUAUUGUUCGUGGUACUGAAUGUUGA
Messenger RNA from Rotaria sp. Silwood2, 2307 nucleotides. The record is from the annotation of a GenBank genome assembly. NCBI's taxonomy places the organism in Eukaryota, Metazoa, Rotifera, Eurotatoria, Philodinida, Philodinidae.